Olea europaea var. sylvestris is the source of this 726-nucleotide messenger RNA. RefSeq lists its product as uncharacterized. The coding region runs from base 1 to 726 and encodes 241 amino acids. The record is from RefSeq and is a predicted model, not a curated record. Lineage: Eukaryota; Viridiplantae; Streptophyta; Magnoliopsida; Lamiales; Oleaceae. The transcript has 4 exons.
AUGUCUCCCAUUAAUGAUUGCAUGAAGGAGAGUAAGUUUCAGUGGACACCCGAGGCUGAGAAAGCGUUUUUGAUCAUUAAGGAGCGUCCGACUUCAGCCCCGAUACUUGCGUUGCCUGAUUUCACAAAACCUUUUGCAUUACAUUAUGAUGCCUCUAAAUUGGGUAUCGGAGCUGUCCUCAGUCAGGAAGGAAAACCAAUAGCUUAUUUCAGUCAGAAGUUGGCAGGGGCUCGUGGGAGUGAUCAUGAAGCCCUCAAGCAUUUGUUAAACCAGGAGUCUGUAUCUGCCCGUCAUGCAUCAUGGGCUGGUUCUUCUAAUCAUGUGGCAGAUGCGCUCAGUCGGUGGCAUGGGUUAUUAGCGCGGCUACAGGUAGCAGUCACCGGGUUUGAGACCUUUGUCUCUCUUUAUGCUGAUGACCCUUAUUUUGGCCCCAUCUAUCAUAGUUUACUGCAGGGACCCCAUUCCUCUUUUCUGUUAGAGGAUUGCCUUCGUCUGAAAUUGAUUGAGGAGUUCCAUGGUGAAGGUCAUGUUGGGCGAGAUCGUACUUUGGCUUUGAUUAGCGCUUCAUUUUCUAGCCUACUAUGCGUCGUGAAGUGGAGAAGUUUGUCUCACGAUGCAGGGUGUACCACGUGGCAAAGGGGAAAGCCACAAAAUGCUGGUCUUUAUCGACCCUUACCAGUGCAGCUCCGUGGACUGAUAUUAGCAUGGAUUUUGUCCUGGGUUUAG